UUCCUGGCGGGCGGCGUCUUGUCUCCUUGUUGCCGCUUUGGUUCUUAUUCCCGGGACCUCUGGGCCCAGCAUCAUGACGUCUGCCUUGGAGAACUACAUCAACCCAACUGUUGCUGUUAUCACUUCUGAUGGGAGAAUGAUUGUGGGAACAUUAAAAGGUUUUGACCAGACCAUUAAUUUGAUUUUGGACGAAAGCCACGAGAGGGUGUUCAGUUCUUCGCAAGGAGUCGAACAAGUCGUAUUAGGAUUAUACAUUGUGAGAGGUGACAACGUAGCGGUCAUUGGAGAAAUUGAUGAGGAGACGGACUGUGCGCUUGACUUGGGGAACAUCCGAGCAGAACCUCUGAACUCCGUCGCACACUGAAGACUCAGAGUGCUUAGAUGUCUGUAAAUCCUGUAUAGAAACUGCUUGUCCUGAAGAUGAUGUUGAGAUUUUUUUAUGAAUGUGUAAUUGUGGAUUUUGACCUUGUGUUGGUUCACUGUAAUAUGUAAAUUUAAAUAUUCCUAAAUUUUUAUUGGGAAACAUUGCCUAAAUUAAUAAAUGUGGUUGCCUGGUUUAUUUUUCUACUAAAUGAUAUAAAACUCUAAGGAUCAUUUUGAAAACUUAGCAAAUACCGUUGCUUUUGGUAAUUUAAUAUUUAUGGAAAAUUGGCUGUAAAGAGUACUUGGGCUAUUAUUAUAACUUAUACAUGCAAAUAAUAGUAAUAAAAGAGUCACAUUUC
Myodes glareolus (Bank vole) is the source of this 722-nucleotide messenger RNA. Its product is annotated as U6 snRNA-associated Sm-like protein LSm8. Gene Ontology annotation, molecular function: mRNA binding. The record is from RefSeq and is a predicted model, not a curated record. Lineage: Eukaryota; Metazoa; Chordata; Mammalia; Rodentia; Cricetidae. Gene Ontology annotation, biological process: mRNA splicing, via spliceosome. Gene Ontology annotation, cellular component: U6 snRNP; U4/U6 x U5 tri-snRNP complex; precatalytic spliceosome.